Xylaria bambusicola is the source of this 2191-nucleotide messenger RNA. Its product is annotated as DHS-like NAD/FAD-binding domain-containing protein. The transcript is spliced from 2 exons. The record is from RefSeq and is a predicted model, not a curated record. Gene Ontology annotation, molecular function: NAD+ binding. Bases 376 to 2070 code for a protein of 564 amino acids. Lineage: Eukaryota; Fungi; Ascomycota; Sordariomycetes; Xylariales; Xylariaceae.
CCCGUCCAAUCAUCCAUCCAUCCUUCCUUCCUUCCAUUCAUUCCAUUCAUUUCACUCAUUCCUUCAUUCUGAUCAUCACGUGUCAACUCUCCUCUUCUUGAUUCAUCAACUUGUUCGGCCUCGCCCGAAGCUUGCCUACUUACUCAACCUUCAUCUUAUGAUGUAAUUAUUUGGAUCAUCGGUCACCCACUCUUUCAGCAACACAUCAUUCAACUUUAGAAUUGUGUAGUUUCGUGCACCCCACGAAUAUAUACAACCCUGCACUAGAUCUAGUCAACCGUUUAUCGUAUUUACCGCCUAGCCCGCUCUACUCAUCUGCAUGUUCCACAUAUCGUUGUAAACACAUCAUCGGCUGUGUCGCCGCCCGCCGUCACGAUGAAAGGAGCAAAGUCAGAUGCCGGUCGCGUCAAGAGACCUUAUAAGAAGAGAGCUCGUCCUCAGGCCGAACAAUCAAAGCAGCAACAGGGUCAACUACGGAGUUAUGAGUUGACGACCGGUGGCGGUGGUGGUGGUGGUGGUGGUGGUGGUGCUUCAGGCUACCCUGCUCAUGUUACAGAAGUUGUCGACGAUCAGCAGGUUGGGCAUCUCCCACUUCCCCAACCCAUUCACGGCGACGAAUUACAGGAACGCGUGGACGACUUGGGAGACUCUUGGGAGACGGAAUCCAUCUUCGAAGACAUAAUUGAUGAUCUUACGCAGGAUACGUUUUCCGCUGAUGUUGAUGCUUGCACCCCGGAACAAUCCGUUGCCUUUCGCCAGCAAUUACGCGCAAUCGGGCCUAAUGCGUUCUGUCGUCUGCACAUAGACUCUGGCGCCGUAACAGCUCGAAAGAUGCUGACGGCCUUUGGAAUCCGGCCUCCGGACUUCCUGGAAGGCCGUCCCGACGAGGCAUAUCUCGGCCUGCUCACCCUGGCCAUAACCCGGGAGUUGAACAAACGAGCCAAGAUCAUGUCGUACAAUUCUAUCGACGAUGCCGUGCACUUGCUGAAGAAGUCGCGCAACAUCGUCGUAUUGACAGGAGCGGGUAUCUCAACCUCCCUCGGCAUCCCCGAUUUUCGUUCUAAAGAGACCGGGUUGUACUCGCAAUUAGAAAAACUGGGCUUGGGUAUUAAUGACCCCCAGGAAGUUUUCAACAUUGACGUUUUUCGUGAUGACCCUACCAUCUUCUACACGGUAGCAAAAGACAUCCUCCCAGCAACCAAAAAGUUCUCGCCAACACAUGCAUUUAUUGCCAUGCUGCAGAACCAAGGCAAGCUGCUCACCAACUACUCGCAGAAUAUUGACAACAUUGAAGCCAAUGCAGGCAUCCGGCCAGAAAAGUUAGUACAGUGCCAUGGCUCGUUCGCCACCGCCAGUUGCCAACGGUGUCGUCACAAAGUGCGUGGGGACACCAUCUUCGACGACAUCAAAGCCGGGCGGAUCCCGCGCUGCGGCAAAUGCAUCACGGCCCUGAGGGCGAAAGGAAUAGGCCCGCCUAAGCGCAAGAGGUCGAGCAACAGCUCAUCGUCUAAAAAGUCGCGGCGCAGCUUUGAUGACUUCGAUGACGACGACGAUGAUGGCGCGUAUGAUAUCCCUCAGGCGGGCGUCAUGAAGCCGGAUAUUACGUUUUUCGGCGAGCCUCUUCCUGACGAGUUCUCCAAACGGUUAGUGAAGCAUGACCGCAACUUGGUAGACCUCGUCAUCGUGAUUGGCACGUCGCUCAAGGUAGCGCCUGUCUCGGAAGUGGUGCCGUUCCUACCGCCGCAUAUACCACAAAUAUACAUCUCGCGUACGCCAGUCAGUCACAUCAACUUCGACAUCGACCUUCUGGGUGAUUGCGACAUUGUCGUGGCCGAGCUGUGCCGCCGCGCGGGAUGGGAUCUCAACCACCCGAUGGUGCCGCCCAACCAAAGGAUUGAUAUCUCGCUAGAGCCGGGCUACAAUAGUCGACACAUAUUCACGCUUGCUGAGGACCCAAAACCGGACUUGGAUCCCGUGACACAAGUAGAGGAAGCGCCGCAACCAGUCAAACAGCGCCGCAGUCGAAACAGUUCGUCCCAUAGAUCGGACGGAUUGGCUAUUGCAACAUAGAGGCAUUUCAUCACUAUUCAUCAUUCAUCUAAAUCGGUUCGAGCAACUCUCAAGUUACUACAGCUGAGAUAUGCACGCGUUCGCAUGUGUGGGAUUGACAGCGCGAUCAUAUCAUCGUGGU